AUGAAGGUGCUCAACCAUGCAGGCGCCCUCAGAUUGGACCAAGACCCUUCAUUUUGCCUACCUUACCUUACGCAGUGCUUUAGUGCCAACGGCCGCUCGGCGGAAAAGUAUUGGCUUAAACGCGAGGCAGGACCGCGGAGGAAGGGUCCUAUUGUGGUUGACGUCAUAACCUCCCGGCCUUGCUCUGCUAUGUUUUCCCUCUUGAACCCCUACAUUCCGAUUUCUCUCUUCAUUUAUCCAUAA
Molecule: messenger RNA, 243 nt
Organism: Colletotrichum lupini
Lineage: Eukaryota; Fungi; Ascomycota; Sordariomycetes; Glomerellales; Glomerellaceae
Exons: 2
Coding region: 1-243 (80 amino acids)
Source: RefSeq, a predicted model, not a curated record